CGCACUUAGCUUUGUUCCUCUGGCCUGUGCUUGCCCAGACAGAAAGGGGCCCCUCAGCCUCGGGUGCAAAACUGUCACCUUGGACUUGAGGCUCGGCAGUGGCAUCAAACAAAGACGUGGAGGGGGAGGAAAGAGGGUCAAACCUCUUCGGUAGCCGCCCUUGUGUGGGAGGGAGUCGAGAUCCUGGCCAGGUGUGAUGGAAAUCAGAUAACAGAAGUAAAAGGGAAAUGCCCAACUCUGGGAAGCAAGGGCAUUGAGGGUGAAGUGACUUGCCCAGGGUCACACAACUGGGGGCUCUGCAGUGUUCUGAAGUUUGAUGGGACCAGCACAAUGUCAUCUACCAACAGAAGCACCUCCAGGACCUCACUAUUUAAAGAGAAUUCCUCUUCCAUUUAAACUUUGUACUGGACAUCCUCCAUGGACAGUGGUAAACAUCUUUGGUGUAGGCUGCCAGAUGUCACAGGUUGGAAACCUCAGUGACCACCCAGGCCCUUGUGGCCAGAUGCCCAAUGAGUAGCUUCUGCUGGCCAAAAGCCUUUGCACAGUCCUGCGCUCUCAGACAUGGCCACACAUGAUGAUUUCACUACAGCCAAGUUCCGGGUUCCUGUAGCAAUAUACUGUGGCAGCAUCCCCCGAUCCAGCGCCAGAUCUGGCUUCCCCAAUGGAAGCAUCAACGCAAGCCUGCAGGACUAUGGAGGCCGAUGGACAGGAGAAGCCUCUCCCCAGUCCAUGCUGAAAGUCCAGAUGGAGAAGCAGUCACCGGUGUGGGGCAGAAAUGGAGACCUGACCAGCCUCAAGGCCAGUCUUGCCUCCAAGGGCUGGCAGUCCAGGAACGGCCAUGCAAAGACGGUAGAGGGUCUCUCUCCAGGGCCCCACCCUCUCCUGCCUGCCACUGUCCGGGAGAUGGAGGCUAGUAGCGCAGCCCUGGAGACCACCCAAAUCAAGGACAAGCUAAAGAAGAGGAGACUCUCUGAGGGACUGUCUGUUUCUCCCCGAGCCUUCUUGGAUCCUGGAGGAGUUACUAAGGGUACUUCCUUGAAGAGUGCCAUCCCCCGAUCCACCGCUCAGAGACUACUGAUGGCUUCCCGGCCCAUGCCUCCCAUCCAGAGCAUUCCCACCACCCCAGAGAUCAAAGGGUCCCUGGAGAAUGGCCCCAGCACACAGGGGAAUACCAAGGCCCAGCCAAAGGCAACUCCAGCCACACAAGAGGUACAGAUAUCCCUUCAGUACCUGCAUUGCAAGGAUGAGAAGAUGAGGAGAUCUCUGGGAAGCUCCCUGAUCCCUUCCAUCUUGAAGACCGGGCAGCCAGCAGAGACCAAGUCAGUAACAUUGCCAGCUGUCGUUAGCAAUCCUAAUUCCCUACCUCCAGGCCAAGAUAUCCUCACCAUCCAGGAGGUCCCUGGAUUAAGAUUGGCGCAGCAGAACAGUCCCCGGGAGAGGAGCCCCAAGUCUGUGGAAGCAAGGCCAAUGGUCCCUGCUGUCCGAGCCAGGCCAGCUGAUGGCACAAAGUCUGACGUCCAUUCCUCAAAGACUGCAUCUCCAUUGACAACCCUCUCCUUCAGCCACACCAACAAAGAUGAAUGGACUAGGACCCAGCAAUUGCUGAAAGAACGGGACCAACCAGAAAGCAGCUCCAGGAUCCAGGUGACCAUUGCCAAGUCAGCCCAGGAGAAGAUGCGUCUGAAGCAAAUGAAAGAGAUGGAGUUAUUCCGGCGGGGCAGGGAGCAAGGGGAGAAGCAGAGAGACAGAGACUUUCUGUCUCAGAGUCUGAGCUCCAGAAGCAUGAUAAAGGAAGGGUUCAUUCCCCUCCACAGUGGUGGAUCUCUGUCUGUUUCCUCCAAGUUGGGAAGCCCAUGCAGAACCAGCCUUGGCAUCAUCCUGAAGAAACGAGCUAACCGUUCCUCGCUGCCCAGUAUCCCUGUCACCAGCCAGGGACCCCGCUUUACCCGCCAUGCCUCAGCUAAUUCCUUGCCUGCAGUGUUCACAGUGGGUUCUCCAGAAUGGGAGGAGGAAGAACAGCUAGACAACAACUCCAAAGAUCUGAGGCCCCUCUCAAACCCAGAACUAGUCCUGAUGAAUGCCCUCCAAUGGCUUGAGAGUAGUGAUUGGCAGACGAAACAGAAAGGGCUGGUGAGCAUCAGACGCCUGGCGACCUGUCACUCUGAGGUCCUUGCAGACAGAUUGCAUGAUGUUUCCUUGGCAGUGAUAAGGGAGGUCACCAACCUCCGUUCCAAGGUGUCCCGCUUGGCCAUCAGCACCUUGGGAGACCUCUUUCGUACCAUGAAGAAGAACAUGGACCCCGAGGCUGAGGAAGUUGCCCGCUGUUUGCUCCAGAAGAUGGGGGAUACUAGUGAAUUCAUCCAAAGAGCUGCUGACCGGUCUCUGGGAGCCAUGGUAGAAAAUGUGACUCCUUCCAAAUCCCUGGCAGCUCUCACAACGGGGGGUGUACACCAUAGAAACCCACUGGUCCGAAAAUGCACUGCUGAGCACCUAUGCAAUGUGUUAGAGCAGAUCGGGGCUGAGAAACUGCUGUCGGGGACGAGGGACAGUACUGACACACUGAUUCGAACGUUGGUAAAGCUUGCCCAGGACUCCAAUAAAGACACAAGGAUUUGUGGCCGGAAGAUGAUCAACACCUUGAUGGCAAAUGCAAGGUUUGAUGCAUUCCUGAAGCACUCCCUCCCAUCUCAUGACCUGCGUGAUGUGUUGGCAACCAUUAAACAAAAGGGAGUUGAAGAAAACACAGAGCCUCCACCUAUCAAGGGCCGCAAGAUGAAGAACACAAUAAACCCUGAAGAAGUCCGGUCUAGUGAACAAGGGUGCAGCUCAGAAAGUGAGCAGGUGGUAGUCCAUCGCACCACCACACGUAACGCAGAGAUGUCUGAGCAGCUGAAGGAGCUGAACUCCCUGCUGCAAUCCAAGGAGUACCGGAUCCGAAUGGAAGGCAUCACACUCCUCCUCGUCCACUGCAAGAACAACCAAAAUUUCAUCACCACCAACCUAACACAGAUCUUCGAUGCAUUCAUCCCAAGGCUCCAGGAUCCCAACAAGAAAGUGAACCAGUGCGCCCUCGAGACCUUUACGGAAAUGAUCCCUUACCUCAAAGAGAACUUACACCCGGUGCUGGUCUCCGUGGUCACUGCAGUCUCAGAUAACCUCAACUCCAAGAGUUCUGCCAUUUAUGGUGCUGCUGUAAUGGCUCUGGAUGCCAUGAUAGAGAACAUAGACAACUUUUCCCUGCUACAAGCAUUUGCAGGGCGGCUUUGUUUCCUGACUGGCAGAGCAAUGUGUGACAUCACGCAGCGUCUAUCAGUGCUGGUGACUUCGGUGUACCCCCGGAAGCCUCAGGGUGUGGAACGACACGUCCUCCCAGUUCUCUGGUACUUCCUGAACAACAUGAUUGGGAACGGGGUCCUGCCCGGGCAUAGCGGCAACGUCCGCACUGUGGUGUGUCAGCUGACCAAGAGCCUCUAUGAGCAAAUGGGCACCCGACUGCGGGACUGUGCUGCUGGACAGCCAAAGCAAGUCAGCAAGAUGCUCCAGGAAAUCUUGGACUCAAACUUUCAGUGAGACAGAGAAGGGACAAGGACUGGGGGCCGGGGGAGGGACAAAAGGGGUGCUGCCCCCCACUUUGAGACCAUUGGCAGCUCAAGAACUUUCAGCUGGAUAAAACAUGCAUCUGAGAUGGGCAAUUAAUUUUUUUAACUCAUUUUUUUUCUAAUGGAAGAAGUUACUGGUAGAAUAGGCCUCUAGCGCUUCAGAUGUAUAUAGUUUAUUUUGAGGUAGAAUUAAAAAAAACACCUAUUUUUCUAAGGUUUUUUUUUUCUUGCACUCUUUUAUCCCCAGAGAACUUUACACAGGUAUUUUUGUAAAAACACACACAUGCACACACACACACACACACACAAACACAAACAAAGAAUCAAACACAAUCAAUUGUGAGUUAUUCUAUGAUGGUGUUAAAAAGGAAAGAAAAGGCAGGACAUUAUUUAUAUAUGUUAUAGUCUAUAGUCUGCUCACUUUCAGAUAGACAAACCCAUCUGUGAAUACUCAGAUUACUUCUACUCAAAUGGGUAGAGCUGUUUAGAGAUGUCUAUAGCCAUUAGGGACUGUUAGGUCCAAUUUGAGAUAAGCCGAAUAAAUAGAUGGGGCCAAUGGGGAUUAGUUCUUUUGCCCUUUGUAUUCAUCUAAGUAAAAUCCUUAAGGUCUGAAGAAUCCCACUAUGGACUCAUUGUUUUGUGGAUUGGGUUUUUUUCUUCUCAUAAAUUAGAGCUAACAAUAUUUGCAUCAUUAUAGACCAAUUUCAGAGUGUUUCUGAGGGGUUUGGGGUUCUUUGGGGAGCAGGUUUUGAGUAACCCUAAAUGAUGUCCCACAUUUAGUCAGGGUUCUACUGGUCAUUCUCUUGCAUGACUAUAUAGGUUUUUAUUUUAUGAAAUAUAGCACGGGAUUGGGAAGGAAUAAAGGAGGAAAGUUAGGUCCCAGAUGCAAAGAACUAGUAUUUGUUGAUCUCUGAGGGAGCAAGAGAAUGAGAACCCUAAUCUCAGGAAGAGAAUGUCUAGGGACUGUAUGGAUCAGUGGUAAUUUGACAGAAUUGGGCCAGGGAGAGAGUUAACUUGAGGCUAUUGGCCUGAUAUACUGGAAAGGCAGAACCUAGAAAGACAAAGAUUGCUGUGCCAAUCCAUUCAUCGUCCCACAAGAAGUUGGCACCUAUGGAAAUUGGGUGUCAGGGUGCUCCAUUCCUCACUGCAAACUCAGGGCCUUUUCCAGUCUCUCUGGCCUCAGGGUUUGAGGUAGGCUCAGGAAGACCCCACUUAUGUCAACCAACUCCAGGCUGGGGGCAGCUUCUGGCUGGUUCCGGGUUGCACACAAGGGGUUUUGAGGUCUGAAGAGAAUUCAGGCUUGGGAUUUGACCUGCCCAGCCAGAAUUCCUUAGAGCACUCCAGAAAUUCCAUAACCUACUCACUACCUGUAAAUCUUCAGGUUUUACCCAGGGCUGCAUAGGGAUUCUCUCCAGCCCCAGGCGAAUGUUUGUGAUGAUAUUAGGAUGUUUUGAAGCUUAUUUGUUUGGGGUAGGCAUCUGUGUGUGUCCCCAGACAGGACCUCAGGUUAGUUGCCUUUCAGCUGAGGGCAGGGUAGCAGGAUACUUCCAGGAGCAACCCAUUAGCUGUUGUUCCAGCUCCAAUUGAGUCAGGGCAGGUGGAGCCGGAAGCCUGAAUAGCGCCCCCAAAGGCACCAAGAGCUUACUCUGCCACUUAUUUAUUUUUCUACCCAUAGAGAAUGCGCUCAUCUGACUGGUUGUCUGAUUAGCUGCGUAUGUUUGCUUAAAUUCUAAGCUACCUUCCAGGUUUCCCUCACUUUUGAUUGGGACAUAGUAGAUAGAGUGCUGGACUCGUAGCCCGGAAGACCUGGAUUCAGAUCUUAUUUCUGACUCUUACUAACUGUGUAAGCCAUCACCUCUCAACUCUAGGCAGCUGAGACCAAGUUAUUGUUGUGACAUGCAUCAGUGACCGAUAGAAUUAUAGUCCUUGACUUUGGAGGGAAAAAUCCUUUCCAUCAUGGAAGUCGGCUCUUUUUUUUGGGGGGGUGCACCUUGAGGUUAGAUAAACUUUGUCUCUUUCCUCCUCUUCUCACUCCAACACUGUAAGAGUGGAAGAACUGAGGGGCAGCUAGGUGGCGCAGUCGAUAGAGCACCAGCCCUGGAUUCAGGAGGACCUGAGCUCAAAUCUGGCCUCAG
Molecule: messenger RNA, 5734 nt
Organism: Dromiciops gliroides (monito del monte)
Lineage: Eukaryota; Metazoa; Chordata; Mammalia; Microbiotheria; Microbiotheriidae
Gene: TOGARAM2
Product: TOG array regulator of axonemal microtubules 2
Exons: 22
Coding region: 562-3570 (1002 amino acids)
Biological process (GO): microtubule cytoskeleton organization
Cellular component (GO): cilium; cytoplasmic microtubule
Molecular function (GO): microtubule binding
Source: RefSeq, a predicted model, not a curated record